Molecule: messenger RNA, 504 nt
Organism: Rotaria sordida
Lineage: Eukaryota; Metazoa; Rotifera; Eurotatoria; Philodinida; Philodinidae
Source: the annotation of a GenBank genome assembly
AUGGAUGAUGAAACUACAAUUCAUGGACCUGAACAACAUCACAAGUUAAUAGUUGAUACGACUUUUAUUGCAAUUUAUCAAGCUGAAGAUUCUGAACAGCGUAAAGCCUAUUAUCAUGCAAAAAGUCCGAAAAACUAUGUAUUUAAAGUACGAAUAGCUUGUGAGUUUCAUCAUCGAAUAGCACAUGUAUCCAGAUGUUAUCCAGGUAACGCACAUGACAUUACGAUUCUAAGAGAAUCAGGUCUAUUAGAACAUUCACAAGAAGAUAAAAAACCUCGUGGUGGUGAAUUAACAGCUGAAGAUAAAGAUUUUAAUCAAUCUAUUUGCAGCGCAAGAGCAGCUAUUGAAAACAUUAACCAACGUCUUAAAAAUGAUGCUAUUUUAGGAAACGUUUAUAGAGGACCUUAUGAUGAUAUUGGCAAAAUCACUAUAAUAGCACAUGUUGUUUCUGCUCUUUGUAAUCUUCAAUUGCAUAAACAUCCUAUUCGUAAUCACAGAUCAUGA